Molecule: messenger RNA, 4034 nt
Organism: Anguilla rostrata (American eel)
Lineage: Eukaryota; Metazoa; Chordata; Actinopteri; Anguilliformes; Anguillidae
Gene: rmnd5b
Product: required for meiotic nuclear division 5 homolog B
Exons: 10
Coding region: 198-1373 (391 amino acids)
Biological process (GO): proteasome-mediated ubiquitin-dependent protein catabolic process
Cellular component (GO): cytoplasm; GID complex; nucleus
Molecular function (GO): ubiquitin protein ligase activity; protein binding
Source: RefSeq, a predicted model, not a curated record
AAUAAAGUCUUUUCUUCUCCUCUUUUGUAACAGGGUUUGCAAUGCCCGGACAUUAAGGGCUGUUCAGCUCUGAUUGGCUGUGUCCACAUGUGCGCAAUUGGUCCAGCGGUGCAGGCACGGAGCAGAAGCAGUGGCCAGACAGAAGAGGGGUCAAGGUGGUCGUAGUGCCGUGUGGUGUGGUAGCUCAUUCCGGUGCGAUGGAGCAGUGCGCGUGCGUGGAGCGAGAGUUGGAGAAGGUGCUCCACAGGUUCGUCAUGUACGGACACCUGUCGGAGGAAAGCCUGGACGAGCUGCUGCGAUACGUCUGCGAACUACGAGGACAGCUGGUCACCUUCGGUGUGCAGGAUGCAGACCUCUCUGUGCUGUCACAAUCCAUGGCGCAGUGCUGUAAGAAUAUCAAAGACACAGUGCAGAUGUUGGCAUCCCGCCACAAGGACAUCCACGGCAGCGUCUCGAAAGUUGGCAAGGCCAUUGACCGGAACUUUGAUGCAGAGGUGAGCGCCGUGGUGGCCGAGACGGUGUGGGACUCCCCGGAGAGGCAGAAGUACCUGAGCGAGACCAUUGUGGAGCACCUGUACCGCCAGGGCAUGCUCAGCGUGGCCGAGGACCUGUGCCAGGAAUCGGGGGUGGUGAUUGAUAUGAGCCUGAAGCAGCCGUUCUUGGAGCUGAAUCGAAUUCUGGAGGCUCUGAGAAUGCAGGACCUCAGACCAGCGCUGGAGUGGGCCGUAGCGAAUCGGCAGAGGCUGCUGGACCUGAACAGCACUCUGGAGUUCAAGCUGCACCGGCUUUACUUCAUCAGCCUGCUGAACGGCGGCAUGGCCAACCAGCUGGAGGCGCUGCAGUACGCCCGCCACUUCCAGCCCUUCGCCUCCCAGCACCAGAGAGACAUACAGAUCCUCAUGGGCAGUCUGGUGUACCUGCGGCACGGCAUCGAGAAGUCGCCCUACCGCAGUCUCCUGGAGACCAACCAGUGGGCGGAGAUCUGCAGCAUCUUCACCCGCGACGCCUGCUCCCUCCUGGGCCUGUCCGUGGAGUCGCCCCUCAGCGUGAGCUUUGCAUCUGGAUGCAUGGCCCUGCCUGUGCUCAUGAAUAUUAAGCAGGUGAUUGAACAGAGACAGUGCAGUGGAGUCUGGACGCACAAAGAUGAGCUACCGAUUGAGAUUGACCUGGGAAAGAAGUGCUGGUACCACUCGGUGUUCGCCUGCCCCAUCCUGCGGCAGCAGACCUCCGAAAGCAACCCGCCCAUGAAGCUGAUCUGCGGCCACGUCAUCUCCCGCGACGCCCUCAACAAGCUCACCAACGCGGGGAAGCUGAAGUGUCCGUACUGUCCCAUGGAGCAGGACCCGUCAGACGCCAAGCAGAUCUUCUUUUGACGCCGUUUUCGGGAAGACAGGAAGCGGAGCGCCCCCUUCCCGCUCCGCCCCGCCCCCGCGUUCAAGGCCCCGCCCUCCUUUUUCUGAGCCGAGGCCGAAGCCUGGCCGGUAGUUUACAGAGACCGUUAGCGAUUAACGAUAGCGGCGUCAUCCGUAGACCAGGUCGAUACGCGUACCUCAUACGAGACCUCCGUUAAACGUGGCCCGCCCCCGUCCGCCACCGCGGGCUUUUUAAAAAAGAAAAUUAUCUCUUUUUUUUUUUCUUUUUUUUUUUUUCUUUCUUUUAACUUUAAUAUCAGAGGUCACUUAGCCUCCAGAGCUCCCUGUCUGCACCCUCCCUGUCUGGCGAGAGUUUGCUGAGAGUUUGAGUGGGUGCCGAAACUUGCCUGUCCAGGGACUUGCUGCUGGAUAACGGGCGAUAUGUAAACAUGGUAAAUGUUCUAUAUAUGGAGUUAAUCUACAUCUAUCAGUUAUUAAGAGAGUGGCCCAUUCCGCCACGGUAUAUCCACAUAUAAGUUAUAUUGAUAGGUAUAAUAAUUCUAUGCUUCGUGGUGAGGUAGUUUAAAAACAAGCUCUCAUAAAAAUGAACAAUGAAAUGACUAUAUAAUACCGGCACAUACGUACAUGCAUGCAUGCACACAUGCAUAUGCACGCGUAAAACACGUACACACCGCAUAUACAUGUAUGCGCAAGCAUGCGUACACACCAACAUGAAGGCCCGCUUCCUCAUUCAUUUUUCAAUACGACUUCCCUGUCGGAAAUGACCACGGGUGCGUUGCCGUGGUUACAGGCAUGAGGAGGACUUGCGAGCUGUUUUUUUUUAGGAAACUUGAGGGUUUUUGGGAUCAAUGAAGUUAUUGACCAGUUGUGAGUUGUGGGGUUUUGGAAGCGAUGUUUCUUGUUCUCUUUGCGUGCGUGUGCGCGUGCGUGUGCGUGUGCUUGUGCAUGGGUGUGCGUGCGCGCGUGUGUGUUUUGAACAAGUAUUUCAAAAGGAAAAUGUACUACUGUUAAAUGUGCUGUAUUUUCAGUUUUCAGUGCAACUGAAUCUGUGUUUAAUCUUUUGUACUUUUGUGAAAGAUAAGACAAAUAUAAUGCUGUCAGAUCGGUAGAAAGUUUAGUGUUCAUUACGGCAAGAAAGAGGAAGACCAUACGCGUUUAUAUCGUCGUUGUAGAGAUGAGAUUUACGGAUCCUCUAGGUGCAGGAAGAUGCGUGAACCCCUGCCUGCCCUCCGUACUGCCCCCGCCCAGUUUUCCACUGAGUGGGCGUCGGCCUCACUCAGUGGGUGUGUCCAAACUGCGGGCGUCGCCCUCCCUUUGGCGGUGUGGUGGUCAGGACGAGCAGCGCUCAGCUUGUAGCAUUGGUAGUGCUUGAAUGGAAUUAGCUCUCAGGUGUCUCGCUGUUUUCUCAUGUGUUUCUCUCGUGUUUCUCCCAGAUCCCCCCCCCCCCCCCUCACCUCGUCUCUGGUUCGCUGUUGCUGUGAUUUGGUUUUAUUGUUUUCUGUUUUUUUGGCACAGUCUGCCCCGGGCUUAUUUUAAUGUGUUUCUGCUUGUGCUCCUCCCCGGUUCCAGGCGGUGUGCUUUCAAAUAUGUUUAGUUUGUCUCAGGGCAGUUUUUUCCAUGGGCUUGGAUGCGCACAACAUUUUGCAUGGUGUUGUGGGAAGUCGAGUCGUUCAAGAAAAAGUAGGACAUGAUCCUUUGGAAAGGUGAAUGCUUUUUACCCCUAUCUCCCGGUGCGCAGUCAGUCUUACUGUAUAAGGACUUUGAUAUGAAAACUGUGAGAACAUUUUUCCCAACUGCGUGUUCCAGAGGAUCACCCCUGCCCUGUGCUGCAGGUGCUGCAGACUCGAAUGUCGCUCAUUAUAAAGCUGCAUGAGGCUCAAGUUCCAGCAGCAGCCAAUGAGAGAGAGGCUGGAGGGGCGGAGCCUUGCUAUCAUCUCUAGACAGCUAGAGCGUUUUUUUUUGUUUGUUUUUUUUUGUAGUUUGACAUAGUUGAAGCAAGUACUGUGUUGCUUGUGGCUAUGAGUGGUGCAAAGAGGGGGAGUGACUGUCAGUGUGAUUGUGCACAUAAUUUGGAGUUUACACCCCGCCCACAAGGUACAGUCGAUGUGUCCAUCCAUAAGGUAUCCCUCACAUAAUCUGUAACCCCACCCACACGUACUGGGCCUUCUUAUUUCAAAAGGGCAUUACGGCAUUGUGACAUCACAGCAAGAAGGGGCCAAUGGGAAAGCUCCAGGCCCUCUGUGUGCAUGAGGGUCAUACCUUCUUGUCUUUAGAAGAGCAGGAACUCACAGCUUGCUUUUCCAAGUAACAUUAAGGGAGUUGUAGGGGUGGUAGUUCAGUGUGUGCGUGUGUGUGUACAAGUGUGUGAGAGAAUGGAAUGGGUGUGUGUUCUCCUGUGUUUCCUGUGUUGGCUGAUUUUAUUUUUGGGCAUAUUACUUUGUUAGACAAUCUGUUAUUACAGCACCAUGUGCUCACCUGGCAGUUACCUCUCUGGCCUGCCAGUUCUUCGCUGAGCAUCUAUACCAGCUCUACAGAACAAACUUGCAUUUUCCCGCUAACAGUUAUGUUGAUGCAAUUUUUAUUGUAAAUAAUGUAUCCUUUAAUAGUACAGUAAGUUUCAUUUUACACCUGCAUCUUAAAAUAAAACUUUGUACUUCAAAA